Messenger RNA from Ylistrum balloti, 6809 nucleotides. Its product is annotated as collagen alpha-1(IX) chain-like. Lineage: Eukaryota; Metazoa; Mollusca; Bivalvia; Pectinida; Pectinidae. The record is from RefSeq and is a predicted model, not a curated record. The coding region runs from base 464 to 3532 and encodes 1022 amino acids. The transcript has 41 exons.
AGUUAUAGAAUAUCAGAUACGAUCACGGAGGGUAACAUGUGAAGUAGGCCAAUAGUUGAGACUCCUCCUUUGUUACACCUCCUCUCAACUCUCCCCGGUAAUAGUCCUCAUGGAGUUUAUACACAUCGUGGAUUAAGUACGAAACAACUUUCCGUUAAAUCUAUGUGUGUGGAUUAUUGAAAUUUCUCCGACUUUCGUCUGUGAUUCUGUUUUCUUUGGGACGUAGGAUGGUUUUUACUAUUCACUUAGAUUGUCUUUGGAACUGACAGUGGUAACACACAUGAGAUAUAAAACAUGGAAUAACGACCGGGACGAGUUCUAGGCGGACGAUUGUUACCAUAGUGCUUUCGAAGCAGCUGUCGUCUGCUACUGUGAUUCUGCUUAAAGGAAUAGAAAAGGGAAAUUUAAUGCACUGGGAAUCCCACUGUUUAAUAUUUUUGGAGUAAUAUACCUCGAAGACAGUAUGGGAUGGAUAGCAAGAUUGGCUGUACUAGCCACUGUAGUGGACGUUAUAUAUGCACAGCUUAUACCAAGUGGUCAUAGUAUAUGUGGUCAAAUACGGCCUGGUGACGAUGACAACAAAGCAUUCGAUUUUAUAUCUAACUUCCAGUUAGAUAAGGCACGUGAUCUCAGAAUAAGGGGUGUGACGCGCACGCGUGGAUCUAAUACAUACCAACAAGCAUAUAAACUCAAACGAACGGCAAAAAAGAAGCAAUUAUCCGUAGCUACAAGAACGAUGUUUCCCCUGGGAAUGCCGGACGAAUUUUCCCUUGGAGCCACGUAUAGAUUACAGGGAUUAGCCAGACGGAUGGUGUGGAACAUGGUUGACUUUCAGAGUUCUCGUGGACAGUCAGAAUUCGCCCUUAGGUUCGAUGCCCCGGCAAAACAAAUUGCGCUUGUUUUCCAAAAUGCUCGUAACACCCAAACGGCUUUAACAUUCGACAACCGAAAUGUUCGAAAGGCCUUUAACAACCAGUGGCAUAAAAUCCAUAUCAAAGUCACCCGCACCUUAACAACGCUUUUCAUAGACUGUCAGGAUAUCCAGACACUGCCUAUGGUGGCGAGGUCACAGGUUGACAUCAACGGUGAUAUCGUUCUAGCCCAGCCAGUCAACGAACUCGAUGGAAGAACAGUUCCGUUUGAGCUCCAGUGGCUAGUCAUUCACUGUGAUCCGUCUAAGCACCAGCGUGAAAACUGUGACGAACUUCCGAGCGACACAAGAAACUACAUGAACGAGCAGAGAAGAGGGGACAUGGGCUGUUCGGUACAGUGUCCAGCAGGACCACGUGGACUUAACGGAACAAAUGGAGCUCCUGGCCGAAACGGUCGUGACGGUCUGGAUGGAAUUGACGGUUUAAUGGGUCCCAAGGGAGAUUCAGGGGAGCGGGGCCCAGCAGGUCGGGACGGGAAACCAGGAAAGGCCGGAACUCCAGGUAAAACAGGGCCUCAGGGUCCGAGAGGUUCCGAAGGUCCACAGGGAGAUGACGGUAUUGCGGGUGAGCCUGGAGUGCCCGGUUUGGAUGGAAAAGACGGUUUGCCUGGGGACAUUGGACCUCCCGGAGAAAGAGGUGAAAGGGGACGAGAAGGACAGCCUGGGGCCCCAGGUAUACCAGGGAAAACCGGCAGACCCGGAGAAGGUGUUGUUGGACCAAUGGGACCCGAAGGUCCACAAGGUGCCCCAGGUCAACAGGGUACACAGGGUGUUGUGGGACAAAGAGGUGAACGAGGAGAAAAGGGAAAUCAGGGUGAACGGGGACUGCAGGGCGAUCCUGGGGAGCAAGGGCCACGAGGUUUCGAUGGUGCUGAUGGAGUUCCAGGGAAACAGGGUAUUCAAGGCCCUCCCGGACCACCGGGACCAGCGGGACAGGUUCUUGAACCAGAUAUGUCUAACCACAUUCCAGUAGAGGGCCCGGCUGGACCAAUGGGACCCGCUGGACCACAGGGAGAUAUAGGGCCAAAGGGUAACAAAGGAGAACAAGGAGAAGAAGGGAAGAGAGGACUUAAGGGUGACAAAGGAAAUGAUGGCCCUAUGGGAAUGUCUGGAAUUGACGGUAUCCCGGGAGUGGCAGGGGAACCAGGUGUGAUAGGACCUCAGGGAAGACCAGGGGAGACGGGACCGAAAGGAGAGAGAGGCAAUGACGGUUCUGAUGGAGAGCAAGGAUUACAGGGUCUACCAGGAUUGCAGGGUGAACGAGGAGAGAAAGGAAGCAUCGGUCAAAGGGGACCUCCUGGCCCCCCAGGUGAAGGUUCAAUGUUCAGUCGUGGAAGGGAGGACCCGGGACCCCCUGGUAAUCCAGGACCACGUGGCCCACCCGGAACCAAAGGAGAAGAGGGAUUAUCUGGGCCGCCAGGGCCUGCAGGAGAACCAGGCAAUGACGGGGAACCUGGUAACCCGGGUUUACCAGGAGAACCAGGUCAAUCUGGAGAAAUGGGCCCUGUUGGAGAUCGUGGACCAAUGGGCGAUACAGGAUCACGUGGUCUAAUGGGCCCACAAGGACAGGAAGGACCUCCCGGUAUGCCUGGACGCACUGGUGACAGGGGUGACCAAGGGGAACCAGGACCAACGGGACUACCAGGAAUUCCAGGCAUGGACGGCAGACCUGGACAAGAUGGACCCAUGGGACCUAUGGGCAAUCCAGGUCCCCAAGGACUGAGGGGCGCGCCCGGACAACCAGGACCACCUGGCCCUCCUGGACAAGAUGGUGUGUUCAGUGGAGAUCUGAGUCAAUAUUACGCCUCACUCAGCAAUCCAGAUACCCAAGGACAGAUGGGACCACCGGUAAGUUUAUGUAAGCAUGGACCACCAGGACACACGGGACCAUCAGGACCCGUCGGUUCAACAGGACUUCCAGGAGAACGAGGGGCGCCAGGUGAGCGGGGACCAGCGGGAGCCACAGGAGCACCCGGUGUGCCCGGGUUAUCUGGACCCCCCGGCCAGCCCGGCACCCGAGGACUCAGGGGCCAGCCUGGUAUGCCAGGAAUUCCAGGAUUACCUGGACGAAGUGUUAGCGAUACCGAGGUGAAAGAAAUUUGCUUCCAGAUUCUUCGUGAGAAUAUGGAGGAGAUAACAGCAGAUUUGCGAGGACCUCCAGGUUUACCUGGUGUUGGCAAGCCUGGUAGACAAGGACCUCCGGGCAGGGUUGGAAUCCAAGGUGAGCGUGGACCACAAGGAAUGCCUGGAGAGAGAGGAAUGAUUGGUGUGUCCGGACUUCCGGGAGCCCAGGGUCCAGUGGGGCCCGCUGGUGAGAAAGGACCGAAGGGAGAUAGGGGUAACACAGGGAAAGGACAGAGAGGUCGUCAAGGAGAAGCUGGGCCUCCAGGUCCACCCGGUCCAACAGGAGAGGGUAUUCAGGGUAGACCUGGAGACCGAGGACCUCCGGGUGUUUCUGGUAUGCACGGGCGCCGAGGUGUCGCUGGACCUCCAGGACCCCCAGGCUACUGCGAGUUCUGUAACUUUGCUGCUGGCACAGGAUCACAGCAGGGCCCGGAGUACAUGACACUCGGUCAGGCUAAUGGUAUCAAGGGACCUUAAGAAAAUCUCAAUCAGUGACGAUAAUUUGUGAUAUCACCUGUAGCUUUCAUUACCAUCAAAAUACCUUGACCAUCCGUAUCGCUUUCAUCCUGUCAUCCCAACUCUUCUUAAUACCUCACGCCAACGCCUUUCUUUUUAAAUAGUCCCAGAACAAAGCAUAAUAUUUAUCUUUUAUUAUUUCAUUAUAGCUGAUAGAAGUUAUUAUUUUGUUUUGCUACAAAAUAUAUGUAUCAUUAUUCAGCAUUUCCCCUUUUCUUUGGAAUUUCCCUGCUUUCUAGCAAAUCCCUCAUAUUCAUUAAUCAUUGAUGUAUGCAAGUAUGUACGUGUAAUCAUGCUCCGCAUUUCGUUGUGUGUCAUUUUAAACAGAACAUCAGAUUUGCUGUAUGACGGAUGUUCUUGUACUACUUUAUCAGUUUAUUUCGCCUCCAAGCAGUUCCGUUUCCUGACUUCCGUUACAGUUUUCUUUAUUUUGGCUCAUAGCGGUUUUAUUUUGCCUUCGUGAAGUUGCUGUUAUUGUUUUGCCUUGUGUAGCACUGUUUUUUUGUCUGGAUUUCAUACUGUUAGUGUGCUUUCCAUUUAUAUGAGAAUGUAGAAAUCCUCCAGGAAUGUGAAUGCGCUAUACCACGCUCUAUAUGCCAAGUAGAUUUAGUAGCGUCGAUUUACCUUGCUUCGCAAAAGUUCAAUGCAAAUGGACGCAAAAACCCUAAUGGACACCUUAGCUCCGCCAUGCCGGCGGCCAUGAAAGCCUGAAAUAAUUUGUUUCGAUGUAACAUGCUUUUAUUAAGAUACAGUUAACUAAUAACAAUAAAGUAACAAAAUUUACGUCAACCUAGAAAAUAACUUUCUAAACUGACAUUUUAUUUAAAAUAACUGGUAUGGUUUAAACAGGCUCUAAACUCAUAACCCAUAUCAAUUCUCCAUCUGUGUUAAGAAACUAAUUUUUGAAAAUUUCAACAAUUUUGUUGUGAUAGCAUUUAAUUUGUUCCUGUUUCGGUUAUCUUUUUUGUAUGAUGCUAUUUUUGCUAGAGAUAUUGCAGCGAAUUGAUGUUUAAUUGCUCAAGUGAGCUUGUACGUUUUCUGUGAAAACGUCUUUAAAGGCCAGUAUGGUAUUUCUACGAUUGAUUGGUAGGAUACUUUGAAAAUGAAUCUUAAAAAUGGAUCUGUCAUUCAAGUUCUACCACAUAAACACAUAUACCUCACAAAUACGAUCACAUGACAUGAACCGUCACAGGUUACGUGGAAAUGUAUAUGAACGUAAAGAUAGAUAGAAAUAGCUGCAAUAAAAAAAAAUGCCUGCAAUUGCAUGUCUGACUCUCGAAUUUCACUCUUUAGUUUUACUCAACGAUCAAAUUUUCGUAAAAAUGCGCGAUAUAUAAUUAUACACUCAGGGAAAAUCGUCUGAUAUUGACAAUAGCGCUCUUUCCCUAUUUCUUGGGCAUGGUGCGCUUUCUAAUACUCUGGACAUACCUGCUACUCCUUAAGCAUGCAAACGAAUUUCUACAUUCUAGUUCGAUAUUGCAUGUUAAAUUUAAGGAAAUAUUUUGUAGCUGGAAACUAAAUGCUUGCUUUCUGUAUCCUAAAUAUGAUUGUUUUUCCGUCACUAUGCAUGUGCAACCCACGUUUUACUUACCCUCCAUUCUAUCUCCGCUACUAACCCUCACUUUGGUGGUGAUGUUACGCUCACUCCUCACGACAGGCUUUCCUGGUUGGGGUGUUGUUGAGGUUCCUAAGGGUAUCGAGCCCUGGCGAUCUCUCUAUGUUCUUUCUGUGAAGUUAGUAACGUUGCGAAAGGAACUCCGAGACAGUCAAACAAUGGCGGAUCAAGACUUUCUUAUAGUUGGUACAGUUGGUAAAAUAUGAUAAAGGCAUUCAUAUAGGAAGACUGCAUUUUUAUGGAGGGAUUGACAUUUCUCAAAAGGUUGUGACUUGUCGGAAUGUCAUACUUCGACACUUUGUGAAUCAUUGAAAAGAUGAGAACAAAAUAGUUCUCGAAAUGUGCCUUUAGACAAAGAGUAUCAUCUAAAUGUAUACUUCUAUGACUACCAUGUUUCCAUCCACGCUCUAUAAGCUCUUCAUCUUUACUUAGACAAUGUCCAUCCCGAGACAGGUUCAGCAUCCAUGUCUGUACAUCUUCAUCAGUUGUGUGUGUAUUGUGUGAUUUGUUGUAAUGUUAUUUUGUGUGUGUGCGUGUGUUAGGGACAAUUGAGAACAAAAUUGGUGAAUAGCAAUUGGUAUAUCAGAAUUGAUUCAUGGUACGUGGUGAUUGAGAAAAUAAAUGCAGUGCAACGCAAUUUAUCACAUGAUAGCUAUAUAUUAUUUAAAUAAUAUGUUACCUAUUGUGAGAUAAAUUUCGUUGCUCUCUCCAGUAUAUUCCAACUACCAUAUUGUUGCGAAUGUAACACAAAAGUUUCUAAUUUAUAAUGAUGACAAUGGAAUGAUUCCGUUAUUUUAGCAAGCAGUAGGCAUCGUCGUUUGUUUUUCUUGUUUGAUUUUAAUUUCGGAGUAUAUUCCAUUGUUCUUGAGUUACAUUUUCAAAAUGAUUCUUAAUUUUGAUGAACGACUUGGUCUUGAUAUGAGUAACAUGUAUCUCUUUGAAUGAUUUGGUCAGGUAUUACUUGAUACUAAACAUUAUGCAAUAAACAAUAGAUGUUGCAGAAAACAAUGCAUUAAAGGUAAAGUAGAGAAUGGAAAUGGAACCAACAAUGACAAGUUUAUAAAAUUCAAAUGUCCAUGAGUUGAUGGAUAAUUAAAACUGACUGACGAUUUCCAUUUAACAAAUAAUAUAAACCAUAUAAGGUCAGUGUUUAUUUCUAACGUAAUUUAUCUGUGAAACGUCUUCGUGUGAUUUUGACGUCAUAUUUACUUAUCGCUUAAAUGUUCGUAAAUAAUUAAUGAUAUGAAAGUUGUAUAUAUACUAUUUAAAAAAAGUAUUAAAUUUUUUAUGUUCAUAGCAAUUAACAGUUACUGUCACUCAUAUAUUAUAGUCUUUCAGCGUGAUGUGUAAGUCACAUGAUCCCUUUCAUGACCAGAACCAGCUAGAAUCCAAAACGCUUAUACAUGUUUAAUAAUGUUUAGUACAGAAAUACUAACCAGUCACCCAAAAUUAUGUAAAUAAUAUUUAAAACUAUUUGAUUUUGUAGCAAGUAGAUUUUAGGAUAUUAGAUGUAUUGUUAAUGCGUUUGUGAAUUUUAACAGUAAAUGAUAUUAAAGUGGAAGUGAUUUAACAACUUUUGCUUGAGAACAAAUUUGUAUAACAAAAUAAAUGUGCUUUUUCUUA